UCAAACAUUUCAACCAAAAUUAGUCAAACUCUCAAAAAGUCAAAAUUGGUCAAAACUUCAACUUUUAGGCCUCAAAUUCCCAAAUUUUCAGAACAAUCGACAGUUAAUUUGCUGCAAAAAAAUACAAAAAAUCAUCCCAUUAAUUGCUACUCAUAUCACACAAAAAAUGAUCCGAUUCAUUUUGCUACAAAACAGGCAAGGCAAGACCCGUUUAGCUAAAUAUUAUAUUCCUCUUGAAGAAUCAGAAAAACAUAAAGUUGAAUAUGAGGUUCAUCGGCUGGUUGUAAACAGAGAUCCCAAAUUUACUAACUUUGUUGAGUUUCGUACACACAAAGUUAUCUAUAGGCGAUAUGCUGGACUGUUUUUCUCACUUUGUGUUGACAUAACCGAUAAUGAGCUAGCAUAUUUGGAAGGCAUCCACUUAUUUGUUGAAAUACUUGAUCACUUCUUCAGCAAUGUUUGUGAGCUAGAUUUGGUCUUUAACUUCCAUAAGGUGUAUCUGAUAUUAGAUGAGUUCAUUCUUGCUGGUGAAUUCCAAGAAACAAGCAAGAAGGCGAUCAUAGAGAGGAUGGGAGAAUUAGAAAAGCAAGAGUGAAAGGCACUUAUAUGGUAGCUAUACCUGAGCUCGUGUAUUCUAUCCGGAAAUCAAGCACAGUUUCUGCUUUUGUCUUCUUAUUGGCUCUUUGAGCUCUUAAACAUUUCCAGCGUUCAUAGUCGAUAUGUAUUUUUUUAAGAUGUUACCAUGGCUAUCUAUGAUUUGAUCCAUGGAUAUUGUACCUAUGAUUUUUGUAUAUGAAAUAUUGAAUACAGCUAUUUCCCUUCCAAACCUUUUAGUUACUACA
Molecule: messenger RNA, 842 nt
Organism: Erigeron canadensis
Lineage: Eukaryota; Viridiplantae; Streptophyta; Magnoliopsida; Asterales; Asteraceae
Product: AP-2 complex subunit sigma-like
Exons: 6
Coding region: 167-595 (142 amino acids)
Biological process (GO): protein transport; clathrin-dependent endocytosis
Cellular component (GO): AP-2 adaptor complex; intracellular membrane-bounded organelle
Molecular function (GO): clathrin-cargo adaptor activity
Source: RefSeq, a predicted model, not a curated record